CGAAGUGCACUGCCAUGGCGAGAGAGGAGUGCAAGACCCUGCUGGACGCGCUCAACAAGGCUACCGCCUGUUAUCACCACCUCGUGCUGACUAUCGGCGGCUCAGCGGACUCGCAGAACCUGCGUGAGGAGCUACAAAAUACGCGCCAGAAGGCGCAGGAACUGGCGGUGGCCAUCCGCGCCCGGCUGACGGCCGCGCUGCGCGACCAUGGUCUGGGCGCCGAAGAGCGCUCCGAGUUCGAGCGCCUCUGGGUGGCCUUCUCCGGCUGCCUAGACUUGCUGGAGGUGGACAUGCGGCGAGCGCUGGCGCUGGGUACGGCGUUCCCGCUGCACGCGUCGCGGCUGCCGCUCGUGCGCACGGGCGUGGCGGGCGUGGCGGCGCGCGCCUUAAGCUCCCGCAGCCUGCGGCACAAGGCCGACCGCGACUUCGAAGUGGCGGAUCUGCGCGAUCUGGAACGCGAGAUCCUCCAGGUGGGCGAGAUGAUCCACGACAUGGAGAUGAAGGUCAACGUUCCCCGUUGGACGGUGCAGGCCCGGGAAGAAGCGGGCGCGGAGCUCCUGGCCAGCACCGGCGCCUCCUCGGCCGGCGGCGUGUCGGUAGAGGAGCACACGGGGCCCUGCGAUCCGAGCAAAGCCCUGGCCGCCACCGUUUUCAGCGCUGUGCUGCUGGCGGCCGUGGCCUUGGUCGUGUGCGUGGCAAAGCUGAGCUGA
Molecule: messenger RNA, 710 nt
Organism: Trichechus manatus latirostris (Florida manatee)
Lineage: Eukaryota; Metazoa; Chordata; Mammalia; Sirenia; Trichechidae
Gene: RGS9BP
Product: regulator of G protein signaling 9 binding protein
Exons: 1
Coding region: 15-710 (231 amino acids)
Biological process (GO): detection of light stimulus involved in visual perception; G protein-coupled receptor signaling pathway
Cellular component (GO): neuron projection
Source: RefSeq, a predicted model, not a curated record